AUGGCUUUAAGCAAAGGGCUGCGGCUGCUCGGGCGGCUGGAGGCCUCGGGGGAGAGCAGCAUCCUGCUGGAGGCGCGCGGCCGCGGGGACUGCUUGCUCUUCGAGGCCGGCACGGUGGCCACGCUCGCUCCAGAAGAAAAGGAGGUCAUUAAAGGCCAGUAUGGAAAGCUCACUGAUGCUUAUGGCUGCCUGGGGGAGCUCAGGUUCAAGUCUGGUGGCACCUCCCUGAGCUUCCUGGUUUUGGUGACGGGCUGCACAUCCGUGGGCAGAAUUCCAGAGGCCGAAAUCUACAAAAUCACCGCCACCGACUUUUACCCACUUCAGGAAGAGGCCAAGGAGGAGGAGCGCCUCACAGCCUUGAGGAAGAUCCUCAACUCGGGGGUCUUUUACUUCUCGUGGCCCAGUGAUGGGUCUUGCUUCGACCUCACUGUCCGGGCACAGAAGCAGGGCGAUGACAGCUCCGAGUGGGGCAACUCCUUCUUCUGGAACCAGCUGUUGCACGUGCCUCUGAGGCAGCACCAGGUGCGCUGCUGUGACUGGCUGCUGAAGGUCAUCUGCGGGGCGGUGGCCAUCCGCACAGUGUAUGCCUCUCACAAGCAGGCCAAGGCCUGCCUCAUCUCCCGUAUCAGCUGCGAGCGCGCCGGUGCUCGCUUCCACACCCGAGGCGUGAACGAUGACGGCCAUGUGUCCAACUUCGUGGAGACGGAGCAGAUGAUUUACAUGGAUGAUGGGGUGUCGUCUUUUGUUCAGAUCAGAGGCUCCGUUCCGCUGUUUUGGGAGCAGCCAGGGCUUCAGGUGGGUUCCCAUCAUCUGAGACUCAACAGAGGCCUGGAAGCCAACGCCCCUGCUUUCGACAGGCACAUGGUGCUUCUCAAGGAGCAAUAUGGGAAGCAAGUGGUCGUGAACCUGCUGGGGAGCAGAGGCGGAGAGGAGGUGCUCAACAGAGCCUUCAAGAAGCUGCUCUGGGCUUCUUGCCACGCCGGCGACACGCCUAUGAUCAACUUUGACUUCCAUCAGUUUGCCAAAGGCGGGAAGCUAGAGAAAUUGGAGAACCUGCUGAGGCCACAGUUGAGGCUGCACUGGGAUGACUUUGAUGUGUUCGCCAGGGGCAAGAAUGUAAGUCCACGUUUUCAGAAAGGCACUUUGCGGAUGAACUGUCUCGACUGCCUGGACCGAACCAACACGGUGCAGAGCUUCAUCGCCCUCGAGGUCCUCCACCUGCAGCUUGAGAGCCUAGGGCUGAAUUCAAAGCCCAUUGCCGACCGCUUCGUGGAGUCCUUCAAAGCCAUGUGGUCUCUGAACGGGCACAGCCUGAGCAAGAUGUUCACGGGCAGCCGGGCCCUGGAAGGGAAGGCCAAGGUGGGGAAGCUGAAGGAUGGGGCCCGGUCUGUGUCUCGCACAAUCCAGUCCAGCUUCUUUGACGGGGUGAAGCAGGAGGCCAUCAAGCUGCUGCUGGUCGGGGACGUCUACACUGAAGAGUCUGCGGACAAAGGGAGGAUGCUGCUGGACAACCAGGCCCUGCUGGUGACUCCCAGGAUCCUGCGAGCCAUGUCGGAGCGCCAGUCAGAGUUCACGAAUUUCAAGCCGGUGCGUGUCGCUGUGGGCACCUGGAAUGUGAACGGAGGCAAGCAGUUCCGGAGCAACCUGCUGGGCACUGCCGAGCUGGCUGACUGGCUGCUGGAUGCGCCCGUGUUUUCCGGAGUCUCUGGAUUCCAGGAUGACAGCAGCCCAGCUGACAUAUUUGCCGUGGGGUUUGAAGAGAUGGUGGAACUGAGCGCAGGGAACAUCGUCAACGCCAGUACCACCAACAGGAAGAUGUGGGGUGAGCAGCUUCAGAAAGCCAUCUCACGCUCUCAUAGGUAUAUUCUCUUGACUUCGGCACAGCUGGUGGGCGUCUGUCUUUAUAUCUUUGUACGUCCGUACCACGUCCCCUUCAUCAGGGACGUGGCGAUUGACACAGUGAAGACGGGCAUGGGGGGAAAGGCGGGGAACAAGGGCGCCGUGGCCAUCCGCUUCCAGUUCCACAGCAGCAGCUUCUGCUUCAUAUGCAGCCACCUGACGGCCGGGCAGUCCCAGGUGAAGGAGAGGAACGAGGACUACAGGGAGAUCACCCAGAGGCUGAGCUUCCCGAUGGGAAGAAACAUUUUUUCUCACGAUUAUGUGUUUUGGUGCGGCGAUUUCAACUACCGCAUCGAUCUCACUUACGAAGAAGUCUUCUAUUUCGUUAAACGCCAGGACUGGAAGAAGCUGCUGGAAUUUGAUCAGCUACAGCUACAGAAAUCAAGUGGAAAAAUCUUUAAAGACUUUCACGAAGGCACCAUUGACUUUGGACCCACCUACAAGUAUGAUGUUGGCUCUGCUGCCUAUGACACAAGUGACAAAUGCCGCACCCCGGCCUGGACGGACAGGGUCCUGUGGUGGAGGAAGAGGCAUCCUUUUGACAGAACAGCUGGAGAACUCAACCUUCUAGACAGUGAUCUGGACGCUGACACCAAAGUCGGACAUGCCUGGUCUCCUGGUGCCCUCAAGUAUUAUGGCCGAGCAGAGCUGCAAGCGUCUGACCACAGACCCGUGCUGGCCAUCGUGGAGGUGGAAGUGCAAGAAGUCGAUGUGGGUGCUCGGGACAGGGUGUUCCAGGAAGUGUCCUCUUUCCAGGGCCCCAGGGACGCCACCGUCGUCGUCAACCUUCAGUCGCCAACCUCCGAAGAGAAAAACGAAUUUCCCGAGGACGUGCGCACGGAGCUCAUGCAGACCUUGGGCAGUUACGGGACGAUCCUGCUUGUCAGGAUCAACCAAGGGCAGAUGCUGGUGACUUUUGCAGACAGUCACUCGGCGCUCAGCGUCCUGGAUGUGGACGGAAUGAAGGUGAAAGGCAGAGCUGUGAAGAUUCGACCAAAGACCAAGGACUGGCUGCAAGGUUUGCAAGAGGAGAUCAUUGGAAAGCGGGACAGCGUGGCCUCCGCGUCCCCCACCGCCAACUCCUGUCUGCUGGAGGAAAACUUCGACUUCACGAGUCUGGACUAUGAGUCAGAAGGGGAUAUUCUUGAAGACGACGAGGACUAUUUGGUGGAUGAGCUGAGUCAGCCCGUGAUCUCAGAUAGUGAAGCGGGCGGAGACGAGCCCGCCGAUGCCCCCAGCUCCAUGGCGGUGGCGCCUCCCAGCCGGUCACCGGCACUCACCAAAAAGAAGCAGCAUCCAACCUACAGAGAUGAUGCUGACCUGGUGGUGGUAAAGCAGGAGCUGGAAGCAGUUGGGGACUUCCGCCACCGCUCUCCAAGUCGGUCUCUGUCGGUUCCCAAUAGGCCUCGGGCACCUCACCCACCGCAGAGACCCCCCCCUCCAACUGGUCUAAUGGUGAAAAAGUCAGCCUCGGAUGUGUCCAUCUCCUCUGGCACCCACGGGCAGUAUUCGAUUUUGCAGACAGCAAAACUUCUGCCAGGAGCACCUCAGCAAGCACCCAAAGCUAGGACUGGGAUAAGUAAGCCUUAUAACGUCAAGCAGAUCAAAACUACCAACGCUCAGGAGGCGGAAGCAGCAAUCCGAUGUCUCCUGGAAGCCAGAGGAGGCGCCCCAGGAGAAGCCCUAAAUGCCACAGCCUUGACGGACCAGGGAUCUUCCAAACCAGAGCCCACAGCGGGGGUGGCCCCACUCCUGCCCCGUCGGCCCGCACCCAGAGUUCCUGCCAUCAAGAAGCCAACCUUGAGGAGGACAGGAAAGCCCGCGCCACCAGAAGAACAGUUUGGGCAUCAAGCCGUCCAUUUUACAAUCGGGCCCCCGGAGACGAACCUUGACACCCCUCCUCUAGCGACAGUCCCUCCAGUUCCCAAACCGAGAACACUUCAGCCCGGGAAAGGUGCUGCUGCCUCCGGGAAGCCAGCGCCGGACGAGGCCCCGCCCCCUCCGGAGGCCCCGCCCCUCGUGCCCCAGGUGCCCCCGCGGAGGAAGAAGUCGGCGCCGGCGGCCUUGCACCUGCAGGUGCUGCAGAGCAACUGCCAGCUUCUCCGGGGGCCCCCCUGCAGCAGCCCCAGCAGCGACUGUCCCCCCGCACCCCUGCCUGCUGGGGGCGCGCUCUUCCCCCAGCCGGCUUUCCUUGGCCCUUCAUCACCUGCAAGCCCUGAGGCUGAUGGCACCAAGGACACGAAGUCGGAGGCCGCCCCCCUCCUCGAUGAUUAUCAGGACCCCUUCUGGAGCCUUCUCCACCACCGUAACCUGUUGAAUAACUCCUGGCUUCCCAAGAGCCCUGACCCCCUGGACUCGGGGAACAGGAACCUCGGAAGAGCACACGCAGCUCCCCAGCAAGUCAGUGCCUCACCUGCCCAGGAGCCGCCAUUGGAGCGCAGAGAAAAAGACUUCGGUCCCUGGGUGACAACCAGUGACAAGGACAAGAGGACGGUGCUGCAGGUGUUUGACCCACUGGCGAAAACAUGA
Molecule: messenger RNA, 4428 nt
Organism: Lipotes vexillifer (Yangtze River dolphin)
Lineage: Eukaryota; Metazoa; Chordata; Mammalia; Artiodactyla; Lipotidae
Gene: SYNJ2
Product: synaptojanin 2
Exons: 28
Coding region: 1-4428 (1475 amino acids)
Biological process (GO): synaptic vesicle endocytosis; phosphatidylinositol dephosphorylation
Cellular component (GO): presynapse; perinuclear region of cytoplasm
Molecular function (GO): phosphatidylinositol-4,5-bisphosphate 5-phosphatase activity; SH3 domain binding; RNA binding
Source: RefSeq, a predicted model, not a curated record